AUGUUCGAAUCCUCAAGUCCCGGCAAGGUGGUUUGCUGUGGCAGCGGUCACAACGUGGGGUUGCGCCCGUGUCUACCGCAGAUCACGGCCCAAACUAUCAAGUUACUAUUUGGCACUCCGAGGUCCGGAACCGGACUAAUCCGCAACGCCACGGGCGAGAUCCCGGCAACGCCUGAGUCUGCACCGGAAGGCGCCACAAAAGAGGAGAGCAACAACCCCCAGCCCCUGGGAGAUCACGCAUCAUCCACAGCAGACACCCCUUUUUCUUUGUCAGCAUCGCCGCCGUCUACGACAAUGGCCAUCCCCUCAAACCCUGCCAAGCGCCGCCGUAUCGCUCUCGGAUGCGAGGGCAGCGCGAACAAACUAGGCAUCGGCAUCAUCGCCCACCCGCCCGAGGGAGAAACAGGCGACCCGGUGGUGCUCUCCAACGUCCGGGACACUUUCGUCUCUCCGCCGGGCACGGGCUUCCUGCCCAAGGACACGGCGGCGCACCACCGCUCCUUCUUCGUUCGGGUGGCGCAGCAGGCCAUCCGGGACGCGGGCGUCACGGUGGCCGAGGUCGACUGCAUCUGCUACACCAAGGGGCCGGGGAUGGGGGCGCCGCUGACCAGCACCGCCAUCGGCGCCCGCACGCUCGCGCUGCUCUGGGGCAAGCCGCUCGUGGGCGUCAACCACUGCGUCGGCCACAUCGAGAUGGGGCGCGCCAUCACAGGCGCCGACAACCCUGUCGUGCUGUACGUCAGCGGCGGCAACACGCAGGUCAUUGCCUACGCCGAGCAGCGGUAUCGCAUCUUUGGCGAGACGCUCGACAUCGCCGUUGGCAACUGCCUCGACCGCUUUGCCCGCACCCUGAAGAUCAGCAACGACCCGGCGCCCGGCUACAACAUCGAGCAGCUGGCCAAGCAGGGCUCUGUGCUCCUGGACCUUCCCUACGCCGUCAAGGGCAUGGACUGCUCCUUCUCGGGCAUCCUGACCCGCGCCGACGAGCUAGCCGCCCAGAUGGCAGCCAAGCCCGACCUCUUCACCCCGGCCGACCUGUGCUUCACUCUGCAAGAGACCGUAUUUGCCAUGCUGGUCGAGAUCACGGAGCGCGCCAUGGCUCACGUCGGUAGCACGCAGGUCCUCAUCGUCGGCGGCGUCGGCUCCAACGAGCGGCUGCAGGAGAUGAUGGGAGCCAUGGCCAAAGACCGCGGCGGCAGCGUCUACGCCACGGAUGAACGAUUCUGCAUUGACAACGGCAUCAUGAUAGCACAUGCCGGCCUCCUCGCUUACGAGACCGGAUUCAGGACACCGUUGGAAGAAAGCACAUGUACGCAAAGGUUCAGGACAGACGAGGUACACGUCAAAUGGAGAGAUUAG
Messenger RNA from Pyricularia pennisetigena, 1359 nucleotides. RefSeq lists its product as uncharacterized. Lineage: Eukaryota; Fungi; Ascomycota; Sordariomycetes; Magnaporthales; Pyriculariaceae. The transcript has a single exon. Gene Ontology annotation, cellular component: EKC/KEOPS complex; cytoplasm. The record is from RefSeq and is a predicted model, not a curated record. The coding region runs from base 1 to 1359 and encodes 452 amino acids. Gene Ontology annotation, biological process: tRNA threonylcarbamoyladenosine modification.